AAGAGCAAACAAACAUUGGUCGGUUUUCCUUCCAUUUCUCACAUCCCGUUUUCCCACGAACUUUCUCCUAGUUUCUUGCCAGAAGUUUUUCGGAAAGUUUGAAGCUUUAGAAGAAGAAUUCAUUUCCCAGAUAAGUAUUUCUCAUCAGAUUCUCUUAUUAUUUCAGAAUAAAUUAAUAAAAAGGAGCUGAGUUAAGGUGGUUUUGUAUCUCUCUGAAUUGGGAUUUGUUGAUUCUUGGAUAAGCGGUAGAAAAUCCUAACUUGGAGGGAAGGGAAUGCUAGUUUUAUUUGUCUUUUGAGCUUCCGGUGUCCUCAUUUCAUUUCUGUAAUUCACAAAAGAAAAAAUAGAAAAGAGAAAGAAAAAAAAACCAUUUGAGCCUGGAGAGAAGGACUCCCAGUUUUAAAGUUUUUUUGUGGCAGUCAAUACACCCAAUUGGAGGUUUUGUGUGGAAUUAGGCUCCGGGUUUUGAUGGGUUCUGUUGUAUAAGACGUUGGGUUUGACAUGCUUAUGUGUUUAUGUAAUCUGUUAUAGAGUUGUAUUUUGAGGAUCUGAUUUUUUGAAGUAAAUCUUGAAGUUCUUUCCACAUUUAUUUUUUCACUUGUUGGAGGUAUUAUGUAGAAUUGGUGGUUGGAUUUUGAUUGGUUAUCUUUUAUAAGAACUUGGUUUCAGUACACGGGUAGUCUUUGAUUUCUGUGUGUUACUUGGAUCGCACUUCUAUUGUUCUGGAGUAAAAUAAUAUAGUUAACAUUUAUAUUUCUUUCCUUUUCUCCUCGGUUGGAGCUUUUGUACUCAAGAUUGUUGGAUUUGCAAUGAGGAAGCAAAGGGGAAAGGAAAAGAAACAGGCAGGAGAAACAUCAUCUGAUACUAAUCCAAAGCAAAGCAAAAUUGGGGAGAAUAGUCCAAAAUGCUAUGAAAAGGAUACAGCAGUAUUCAUUUCUAUGUCUCAAGGAUUGAAGGAGGAGGGAAACAAGUUGUUUCAGAAGAGGGACCACGAAGGAGCUAUGUUGAAAUAUGAGAAAGCCCUUAAAUUGCUUCCUAGAAAUCAUAUAGAUGUGUCCUAUCUUCGGAGCAACAUGGCUGCUUGCUAUAUGCAGAUGGGUCUGAGUGAGUACCCUAGGGCAAUCCAUGAGUGCAAUUUGGCUCUUGAAGUCACACCUACGUACAGUAAAGCACUAUUGAAGAGGGCAAGGUGUUAUGAGGCUUUGAACAAGCUGGAUUUGUCUUUAAGAGAUGUUAGUACUGUAUUGAACAUAGAGCCUAGUAAUCUCAUGGCAUUAGAGAUUGCAGAAAGGGUAAAGCAGGCACUUGAGAAGAAAGGAUUAAAGGUAAACGAUACGGUAAUUGAGUUACCUCCAGAUUAUGUUGAAACCCCAUGUGCUUCACGUCAACUAAAAGUAGUAAAAGUGAAGACACGGAAGAAGAAGAAGAGCAACAAAGUGGAGGAGAAGAAGGCUGAGGAUGUGACCGAGGAGAAGAUGGCCGAGGAGAAGAUGGCAGAGGUUAAGGUGGUUGUGGAGGAGAAAAUUAGUAGCAUUAAGGAAGAAGUGCCUAUGAAAACUGUGAAAUUGGUGUUUGGGGAGGACAUAAGGUGGGCUCAGUUGCCAGAUAAUUGCAGCCUCCUGCAACUUAGGGAGGCUGUCCAUGACCGGUUUCCAAGCUCGAGAGCAGUUCUUAUCAAAUACAGGGACCAGGAAGAUGAUUUGGUUACAAUUACUACUAAUGAAGAACUGAGGUGGGCUGAAGCAUCAACAGAAAUGCAGGGUUCUUUCAGGCUGUACAUAGUAGAAGUUAAUCCUGAGCAGGAUCCAUUUUUUGAGAGACUGAAUAAGGCGGGAGUGAAGAAUCUUAGCAUCAAACAUAGUAAUAUAGUUGAGAAUGGUGAUGUAGUAAAAAGCAAGGAAUUAAAGGUAUCAUCUUGCAUUGAAGACUGGAUAAUCCUAUUUUCUCAGAUGUUCAAGAACCAUGUUGGAUUUGAAUCUGACAAAUACUUGGAUCUUCAUGAAGUUGGAAUGAAGCUCUAUUCUGAGGCUAUGGAAGAGGUAGUUACAAGUGAAGAAGCACAAGACCUUUUCAAUGUAGCAGGAGAGAAGUUCCAAGAGAUGGCAGCUUUAGCAUUGUUCAACUGCGGAAAUGUUCACAUUUCAAGGGCAAAGAAGAGGGUGUAUUUCACGGGAGAUGCUUCAAAGGAAUAUAUACUUGCACAGAUCAAGGUUGCAUAUGAUUGGGCUAGAAAAGAAUACUUAAAAGCAGGAACGAGAUAUGAAGAAGCAUUGAAAAUCAAACCAGAUUUCUAUGAAGGCUUUCUAGCUCUAGCACAUCAGCAGUUUGAGCUGGCAAAACUUUCUUGGCAUUAUGCAAUUAGUUGCAAUGUCGAUUUGGAAACAUGGCCUUCUACAGAAGUUCUACAACUAUAUAACAACGCUGAGGAUAACAUGGAGAAAGGUAUGCGCCUAUGGGAGGAAUUGGAAGAGCAACGCCGGAGUGAACUUUCCAAAACUAAGAAUGAUAGAACACAGUUGCAGAAGAUGGGGUUGGAAGGAUUGUUUAAAGAUAUAUCACCACAUGAAGCUGUGGAGCAAUCUGCAAACGUGAGGUCUCUGAUAAACAUCUUAUGGGGCACCAUCCUUUACGAGCGGUCAAUUGUGGAAUUCAAAUUAGAACUACCGGUAUGGAAUGAGUGUUUGGAAGUUGCUGUUGAGAAGUUUGAACUUGUUGGAGCUUCUCCAACGGAUAUAGCUGUCAUAGUGAAGAACCACUGUUCAAACAAUAAUGCACUGGAAGGUCUUGGGUUCAAAAUCGAUGAAAUAGUACAGGCGUGGAAUGAGAUGUACGAAGCUAAAAAGUGGCAGAGUGAAAUUCCAUCAUUUCGGCUGGAACCAUUUUUUCGACAGCGAGUUUCAAAAAUCUAGCAUGCCUUGGAGCAGGCAUGAGUUUCAUUUGUUCAAUAGGCUCCUUGUUACUUUAAGGUUCAACUUCAACCUUGUCUUUUUUAGAAUCAAAAAAUGGACAGUUGUAGCUAUAGAAGUGUACAACGGGGACAAAAAAACAGCCGAGUUCUAACAUCUUCACACAAUGGGGACAAGAUGGGGGAUGCAGGGAUUUGCAUUUUAGUUAGUUUCUGUCUUCACCUCAUGACCCCCUGUUCUUUUAUAGUUUCGGACACUUAGUAAAUUGUUUGUAUUUGUAAUUUAAGCUGCUGCAAUACAUCUAAUUCGUUAGCCACAUGAGUUUUUUUUUUUGC
Molecule: messenger RNA, 3241 nt
Organism: Corylus avellana
Lineage: Eukaryota; Viridiplantae; Streptophyta; Magnoliopsida; Fagales; Betulaceae
Product: protein PHOX1
Molecular function (GO): protein binding
Source: RefSeq, a predicted model, not a curated record